UAGAGAUCAGUGGAAUAAAAAAAAUAUAAAGAUAUGUUUUUUUUAUUUUUCAGUCCUGGAGAGAAAGCUCCAGAUGCCGUUUAAAAAAAUAAAAAUUUAAAAAAUUACCAGAGCGCGGAUUAGAUUUGUUUUUGGGUGAAGAAAGAGGCUGGGCUGCGGCGUCUGGAGGGUUAACUUUCAGUAUUCUCAGCCUAAAAGGGGUUUGGGGGCUAUGAGAUAAAGAUGCCGGGGUCGCUGAGUAAUGAAGACGAGGGACAGGACGACAUGGAUUUUGAAGACGAUAUGCCAGAUGAAGAUGAUGAAGGUGAGCGCAACACCGUUCCCCUCACACCUCUGGACAGCUUCUUCUCGGACAACGACUCCCUCAAACAACAGAAGAAGAAGAAGCCCAAAAAGAUGAAGGAGGGGAAGAUGCCCAAAGUGAAAAAGAGGAAAAAGGAGGGAGGAAUCCAGGCGAGAGUGGACAGCGACCUGGAGGAGACCUCAGAGGUGGAGGAGGAACGGGAACGUCCAGAAAUAAACUCAGAGAGCGAAGGCAGCACGACAUACGGCCCGACCAAAAAGAAGAAGAAGAAACCGAAGGAGAAGAAAGAGAAGAAGCCCAGGAAGAAGAAGAGGGACGAGGAUGAUGAUGACGACGACGAUGAUGAUGGGAACAUGAAAGAACCUAAAUCCUCGAGCCAGCUGAUGCAGGAGUGGGGUUUGGAAGACGUUCAGUACGGCUUCACUGAGGACGACUAUAAAACCAUCACCAACUACAAAGCUUUCAGCCAGUUCCUCAGGCCGCUCAUCGCCAAGAAGAACCCCAAGAUCCCCAUGUCAAAGAUGAUGACAGUGUUAGGGGCCAAGUGGCGAGAGUUCAGCGCCAACAACCCGUUCAAAGGCGCAUCUGCCACCGCUGUGGCCGCCGCUGUGGCUGCUGCCGUGGAAACGGUUACCGUGGCACAGACAACGUCUGUCAGCAGCAGCCAGCCGGGCUCUCAGCCGGGGCCGAUCAAAAAGGCCAAAACCAAAGAGGGGAAGGGUCCAGGAGUCAGAAAGAGAAGCAAGUCUGUGAAGGAGGUGAAGAAGAAACCUAAGCCGAAGAAGACCAAAUCAAAGUCGGGCCAAAGUGGGAAGAAGAAGAAAGCUUCCUCGAGUGAGGAGGACUUCCUGGAGGAGUCGGACUUUGAUGACAUCAGCAUCCACAGUGCCUCUGUGCUUUCUGAUACCUCAGGGGCCGCCACCAAGAAAAAGGCGCGACGUGGGCGGAAGAAAAGGAAAAAGGAGGACGGCGACGGUUAUGAGACAGACCACCAGGAUUACUGUGAGGUGUGCCAGCAGGGCGGGGAGAUCAUCCUGUGUGACACCUGUCCCAGAGCGUACCACCUGGUGUGUCUGGACCCCGAACUGGAGAAGGCCCCUGAGGGCAAAUGGAGCUGUCCACACUGUGAGAAGGAGGGCAUCCAGUGGGAGGCCAAAGAUGAGGAGGAGGAAGAGGAGGAGCCAGCAGGUGAGGAAGAGGAUGACCACAUGGAGUUCUGCAGAGUGUGUAAAGAUGGAGGAGAGCUGCUGUGCUGUGACACCUGCCCGUCUUCAUACCACAUCCACUGCCUCAACCCGCCUCUGCCUGAGAUCCCCAACGGAGAGUGGCUGUGUCCACGCUGCAUGUGUCCUCCCCUCAAAGGUAAAGUCCAGAAAAUCUUACACUGGACCUGGGGAGAGCCUCCGCUGCCCGCUGAACUGCCUGCAGGACCCGAUGGGAAGCCAAAUGAUCCUCUGACCAAACCUCCGCUCAAAGGCCACCCAGAGAGGGAGUUCUUUGUGAAGUGGGCCGGACUUUCUUACUGGCACUGCUCCUGGGUCAGCGAGCUGCAGCUGGAGCUCUACCACACCGUCAUGUAUCGGAACUACCAGCGGAAGAACGACAUGGACGAGCCACCGCCGUACGACUAUGGCUCAGGGGAGGAGGAGCUCAACAGUGAGAAGAGGAAGAGCAAAGACCCCCAGUAUGCCGUGAUGGAGGAGCGUUUCUACCGCUACGGCAUCAAACCAGAGUGGAUGGUGAUCCACCGGAUACUCAACCACAGUUUUGAUAAAGAUGGAGACGUUCAUUACCUGAUCAAGUGGAGAGACCUGCCGUACGACCAGUGUACCUGGGAGGUGGACGACUUCGACGUCCCAGAAUAUGAUGGUCAUAAAUCUUCAUACUGGGACCACAGAGAGCAGAUACUCGGGGAAGACCAACGCCCCCUGGUGGUGAGGAAAGGAAAGAAACUCAAGGAAGACCACCAGAAGAGGGAGGUCCCUCCUGAUGCUCCAAUCAUAGAUCCAACCAUCAAGUUCGAGCACCAGCCGUGGUACAUCAACGCCACUGGGGGGACGCUGCACCCGUACCAGCUGGAGGGUCUGAACUGGCUGAGGUUCUCUUGGGCACAGGGAACAGACACCAUCCUGGCUGAUGAGAUGGGGCUAGGGAAGACAGUGCAGACCAUCGUAUUCCUCUACUCGCUCUAUAAAGAGGGUCACUCUAAGGGCCCCUUCUUGGUGAGUGCUCCCCUCUCCACCAUCAUUAACUGGGAGAGGGAGUUUGAGAUGUGGGCUCCAGAUUUCUACGUGGUGACGUACACUGGAGAUAAAGACAGCAGGGCGAUCAUCAGGGAGAACGAGUUCACGUUCGAGGAUAGCGCUGUGAAAACAGGACGGAAGGUGUUUCGCAUGAAGAAGGACACUCCUAUCAAGUUCCAUGUGCUGCUGACGUCCUAUGAGCUGAUCACCAUCGAUCAAGCCAUCCUGGGCUCCAUCACCUGGGCCUGUCUGGUGGUAGACGAAGCCCACAGACUCAAAAACAACCAGUCAAAGUUUUUCAGAAUUCUGAAUGGGUAUAAGAUCUACUACAAGCUGCUGCUCACUGGGACUCCUCUUCAGAACAACCUGGAGGAGUUGUUCCACCUGCUUAACUUCCUCACCCCAGAGCGCUUCAAUAACCUGGAGGGCUUCCUGGAGGAGUUCGCUGAUAUCUCAAAGGAGGAUCAGAUCAAGAAGCUUCACGACCUGCUUGGACCUCACAUGCUCAGGAGGCUGAAAGCUGAUGUGUUCAAGAACAUGCCCGCAAAGACGGAGCUGAUUGUCCGAGUGGAGCUCAGCCCCAUGCAGAAGAAAUAUUACAAGUUCAUCCUGACUCGAAAUUUCGAGGCUCUGAACUCCAAAGGAGGAGGGAACCAAGUGUCUCUGCUGAACAUUAUGAUGGACCUGAAGAAGUGCUGCAAUCAUCCCUACCUGUUCCCUGUAGCUGCUGUGGAGGCUCCUGUGUUGCCAAAUGGCUCGUACGACGGUAACCUGCUGGUGAAGUCCUCAGGGAAACUGACGCUGCUUCAGAAAAUGCUGAAAAAACUCAAAGAUGAAGGACACAGAGUUCUCAUUUUCUCUCAGAUGACAAAGAUGUUGGAUCUGCUGGAGGAUUUUUUGGAGUUUGAGGGUUAUAAAUAUGAGCGUAUUGACGGAGGGAUUACUGGAGGCCUGAGGCAGGAGGCUAUUGACCGCUUCAAUGCACCUGGUGCUCAGCAGUUCUGCUUCCUGCUAUCAACACGAGCUGGAGGUCUCGGCAUCAAUCUUGCGAGUGCAGACACUGUGAUCAUCUACGACUCCGACUGGAAUCCACACAAUGACAUCCAGGCUUUCAGCAGAGCCCAUCGGAUCGGACAGAACAAGAAGGUGAUGAUCUACCGCUUCGUGACUCGAGGCUCGGUGGAAGAGCGAAUCACCCAGGUGGCAAAGAGGAAGAUGAUGCUCACUCAUCUGGUCGUGCGACCUGGCCUUGGCUCCAAAACUGGCUCCAUGUCCAAACAAGAACUGGAUGAUAUCCUCAAGUUUGGCACAGAGGAGCUUUUUAAGGAUGAAAUGGAGGCAGCACGAACCAUGGGAGUCACCUCUCAUCGAACAGGUGAUAACAAAGAUGGCGAAGAGGGCAACGUGAUUCAUUACGAUGACGAUGCAAUCUCGAAGCUGUUGGACCGCAGCCAGGACGCCACCGAAGACACUGAGAUCCAGAACAUGAAUGAGUACCUGAGCUCCUUCAAAGUGGCUCAAUACGUGGUGAAAGAGGAGGACGGGGAGGAGGAAGUGGAGCGGGAGAUCAUCAAACAGGAGGAGAACGUUGAUCCGGACUACUGGGAGAAACUCCUCCGCCAUCACUAUGAGCAGCAGCAGGAGGACCUGGCCCGAAACCUGGGCAAAGGGAAACGAAUCAGGAAGCAGGUCAACUACAAUGACACGACCCAGGAGGACCAAGAAUGGCAGGAUGAUCUUUCAGACAAUCAGUCGGAGUACUCCGUGGGGUCCGAGGACGAGGACGAAGACUUCGAGGAGAGGCCUGAAGGUGGACGCAGACAGUCUCGUCGACAGCUGAAAGGUGACAAAGACAAACCUCUACCACCAUUACUGGCACGAGUUGGAGGCAGUAUUGAGGUGCUAGGGUUCAACGCCCGCCAGAGAAAAGCCUUCCUUAACGCCAUCAUGCGCUGGGGGAUGCCUCCUCAGGACGCCUUCAACUCUCACUGGCUGGUCAGAGACCUGAGAGGGAAGAGUGAGCGAGAGUUCAGGGCCUAUGUGUCUCUGUUCAUGAGACACCUGUGUGAGCCGGGGGCAGACGGAGCAGAAACCUUUGCAGACGGAGUCCCACGUGAAGGCCUGUCUCGUCAGCAUGUUCUCACCAGGAUCGGAGUCAUGUCUCUUGUCAGGAAAAAGGUGCAGGAGUUUGAGCAUGUAAAUGGAAAGCUGAGCUCUCCGGAUCUGAUUCCCAUCGGCAUGGAGCUGAAGAAGCUGACAGAGAGUUUAUCCUCUGAUCCAAACACUCCUGUGCCGGCCAGUCCCAUCGCCACACAGCCCGGCACUCCAGUCCCUCCAGAGAAGACAGAGUCUCUCCUUGGUUCUGCUGAGGACAAGGAAACCUCAGAGCAGGAUGGCAAGAAACCGUCGGAGCAGGAGACGUCCGGCGCAGAGGCAGCACCUGCACCAGAGAAGGCAGCUGACAGCGAGGAGAGCAAGGCCAGCUCUGAGGAGAAAACGGGAGACGAGAGGGACAGAACCGAGUCGCCCAGUGCAAAGACAGAGCCAUCUGCCAACCAAAAAGAGUCGGCUUCAAAACAGACCGAGCUGUCGUCCAGUCAGACGUCUCCUAAAGUUGAGCCUUGCAAAGAAACAGAGAAGUCCUCAGACAAAGGAGAUAAUGAUUCUCCGCCGGCCAAAACUGAAGACAAGGAGAAUAAGCCAGAUGAUGUGAAGAGUGAAGAGGCAUUAGAGGGUCGAUUGAACGGAGACAAAGACACCCUGGAUGACCUGGAUGAGAACAGGAAGGAGGACAAAAACGGAUACAAAACCAAGUUCAUGUUUAAUAUCGCUGAUGGAGGUUUUACAGAGUUACACACCCUCUGGCAAACUGAGGAGCGAGCAGCGCUGUCGUCUGGAAAGAUGCAUGACAUCUGGCACCGUCGCCAUGACUACUGGCUGUUGGCUGGCAUUGUAACACACGGCUACGCUCGCUGGCAGGACAUCCAGAAUGACCCGCGUUAUGCCAUUCUCAAUGAGCCCUUCAAGACGGAGAUACACAAGGGGAACUACCUGGAGAUGAAGAACAAGUUCCUGGCUCGCCGCUUCAAGUUGUUGGAGCAGGCCCUAGUGAUCGAGGAGCAGCUGAGGCGGGCAGCGUACCUGAACAUGACCCAGGACCCCAGUCACCCGGCCAUGGCUCUGAACACUCGCUUCACUGAGGUGGAAUGUCUGGCAGAGUCCCACCAGCACCUGUCCAAAGAGUCUCUGGCUGGGAACAAGCCUGCCAAUGCCGUGCUGCACAAAGUGCUGAACCAGUUGGAGGAGCUUCUGAGUGACAUGAAAGCUGACGUGACACGUCUGCCCAACAUGCUGUCAAGGAUCCCGCCGGUGUCGGCCCGCCUGCAGAUGUCUGAGCGGAGCAUCCUGAGCCGCCUCACCAGUCGAGGGAAUGAGCCUCCGCCGCAGCAGCCUUUCAGUCAGGGCGGCUUCGGCUGCUCUCAGAUGUACAGCAGCGGCUUUGGAGGAGGAUUCAGAGGACCCGGUGGACAGCCGAUGGUCAACUACAGUCAGAUGCCUCUGGGCCCUUAUGUCAGCGUGUCCUCUAACGGCCCUCCGCCUCCUACAAGCCAUUUGGAUAAGAAGUCACUCGACUCCUUGAGAGACGUGGCGACUCCUGACCUCAAGUCAGGCAAACCCAGUGAUGUCAUCUGUAUCGAAGACUAGACGAGCUCUGAAGCUGACCUGAGAUUAGACGCCACAGGGAUGGAGCGUGCAUGGAUGACAGCCGCCCAUCUCCUCCUCUUUUAAAUCUUUAAAUCAAGCUCUCUGUCUGCGGAUAGGAUGAAUAACUUUUUGAUUAAUGCAGAUCUAUCUAUCUUAACAAUUGCACUUUUAUCUUUUAAGGACUGUAGAAGUAUUUCAGGAGUUGUUUGCUUUUGUGCUGCAGAGCUGAUUGCCAGGAGAGGUGGAAUUUUUUUUUUCAGCGCUGCGCUACAAGGUGAAACUCAAGGAAGCUGGCCUGUCUGAGAGUCCGAUGCUCACGAUUAAGGCUCGUUUUAAUCUACGAAUGUGUGUCUUGUUGGUGCUGGCUUUGACUUUUUCAUUCCCUGCGCCCAUUGUUUUUUCACAACACUGUGACUGUGGCCAUCAGUGAGAGGAGAGGAGAGAGGACAAUUUGAGUCACAGUUUGAUCAUUUGAAGGCCUAUAUUGUUACUUUAAAUGUGAUUUUUGUCAUUCAUGUAGUAAUCAGUGGAUAAAUUAUUGAUUUGACAGCAUCAGAGACUAUGAUCAUGUAUGCAGUAGCUGGAUACAGUCUGUCUGAAUCCUUGAAAGACUGCCACCUGCUGGUGAAAGUGGAGAAAGUGAUUCCUGCUGAGCCUGCAGACACAUUUUACUGCAGACACCAGUGAGGGCCGGCCUCUUGUACUGUAUAUACUCAGAGACUGCUGUUUAUUUUACCUCACAUAGGUCUAACUUAGUGAAAAUAUGUACACACAUGGAAGAAAUCAAUGAAAAUGGAGAUCAAGCAAGGAAAAGACGCUGAUUUUUUGCAAGAGAGGACUGAGUAUUACUGUGUACGGUACAAUAUUUGUGAUUCUUACUAUAUUUGAAUGUUAGUAGUGGCUGUAGAGCUUAACCCCAGGCCAGGACCAGUGGGACUGCACUAUAAACAGAAACUCAUCUGGUCUACAUCCACAGACAGGGCUAUCUGAGAGCAGUCCUGAGUGGAGGGUGGCUUUUUUCUUCUCUUACUUACAUCCAGGGACUUUCCCGUCUCCCUAUCAUUGUUAGAACUGAAUAAGGACAUGAGUGCUGAAGGCACAAUCUCACUUUAAGUCUAGUUUUUGUCUCAGAAUGAGCCUUUGUCUGCCUCUUUUUAUGUUAAGCUAAAAUAAGAUGCUAUUUGGUUACUUGGUGCCAUUUAAAAAGAUAAUCAUGUAUUCUUUAAUGCAGUGUUUUCUCCACAGAAGUGCAGAUGUUUUUACAUGAUGGCCAUUUUCCUCUGACGGCAUGCUCAAAUAUGGGAAUCACAAACACUUUCAGGAAGCUAACUACUGAGAUUCAGGCUGAAAAUUGUAGAAAUGUGAGCAGUAGUUUUCAUUUUACUACUUCUUUUACUGAGCAACAAAAAAGGCAAUCAAUAGUGGAAAUCCACCUGGAUACUGGGGCUAUAUUUCAUACAUCAAAUGUUAAAUGUUGAUAUAUAUUUCAGUGCAAAGUAAUAUUUUUGAUUAUAUACUGGCUACCAAUACACAGCCAGUGAAAUUGGCCUUUACCAACAAUCUUGCUAUCAAAAGUAUUUACACCAUCCAAAAGCUGAAUAUUAACUCUGAAACACUCUAAACUAGAUCUUCCAUGUUGAAUCACCAUUAGCUAUGAUUAAACUCUAAUGUUUGCCACUGUUUGAAUGGUGGUUGAGUGAUUUUCAGUGGCUUUUAAAGGGGACAUAUUAUGCCAAUAUUUUUAAGGUUUUUCUAACAAAAUAUGUGCACCUGGCCUGUCCAAAAUCCCCUCAAGUAC
This is a messenger RNA of Cheilinus undulatus (humphead wrasse), 8050 nucleotides long. It is a transcript of the gene chd5, whose product is annotated as chromodomain helicase DNA binding protein 5. The transcript has 40 exons. Gene Ontology annotation, molecular function: ATP binding; ATP hydrolysis activity; DNA binding. Gene Ontology annotation, biological process: negative regulation of transcription by RNA polymerase II; chromatin remodeling. The coding region runs from base 223 to 6252 and encodes 2009 amino acids. NCBI's taxonomy places the organism in Eukaryota, Metazoa, Chordata, Actinopteri, Labriformes, Labridae. The record is from RefSeq and is a predicted model, not a curated record. Gene Ontology annotation, cellular component: nucleus; chromatin; NuRD complex.